AGUGCCGCAGUGACCCCGCCAGGCGCAUGUUCUUGCUUCUUCUACCUAUCAUCUCUAUUUUAUACAACUUGGAUACCUGUAGAGCAUCUCUUCAAAAGUUGUCUUUUAGCCUUCUUUCUUUUUUCAUUGUGUACAAGGGUUACCUUUUUGGGCUUAUUUGAUGAUGUUAUGUAAGCAGAAAAAGUCUGGCAAUGGGCAUGCAGGGGAAACGCUGUUUCUCCCUGUCGCCAUCGACGAGGUACUAGGCCGGGUUCAGUCCUGUGCUCUUUUUCAUUCUGGAUACCGGAAUUUUUUAUUUCGCCCCUUAAAGCUCUUCUACUUACCCAACUCUACCGAUAAUCGAGAUGGAUCCUCAAUACAGCACCCCAUCACAGGAAGCCGACGCAUACGGACCCCAGCCCCAUCCAUACCUUCACGAACCACUUUUGUACAUUUCGAAUCUUCCUGCUUAUGUCUCUGAUGAAAACCUUGCUAUUGCUUUCGUUACCUGCGGCCCAUUCAGACCAAAAAUUGUUCGUGAUGGGAGCAGCAGCCUGCUGUCCGGCACAAUCGAGUUCAAGUUUCUCGAGAAAGCCGAGAAAGCUUUGGCCACUCUUCAGUCACGUCCAAUUCCAGGCCUACAGGCCCCCGUGCCUCUUGUAUUGUCCCCGUACCCCCCGACGAACCCGCCCACGCCUCUUCCGCCUCCAUCUGCCCUUCCGCGGCUCGUGAAACAUUUACCUAUUGGAUACACCGAUUCCCAGCUAUUUGACAUAUUCCGACCAUAUGGCGCACUUGCGUCUGCCCGCACUCACACCCACUUUGGUCCCGAUACUGGCAUGGUCGAAUUUUGGAAUGAGGACGACGCCAGGAAUGCCGAAGAAGCCAUGCACUGUGCCGAUGUCGAGGGUCAGAAUAUCGCUGUCCAGGUGUACCAACAAAGAAGGACGAGCGGUGGUGUGGGGGAAUUCAAUACUGCUGCACCCACCUUCAUCCCUUCGGGAUCCAUGUAUACAUAUGGCGCCCAAUACUCUCCCCCUACCCCGCCUCAUCGCCAGUCAUACAGUCCUCGAAGCCCCCCUGCGCCUAUUCCCUUCGUACACGGACCGGGCCAACAGGUUCAAUUGGCUCCUGUGUCCGGGCCAGGAUCUAGUAGCCAUAGUGGGCUGAUUGACCCUUGUAAUUUGUUCUGCAAAAACCUUGACUCUGACAUUGAUUCAAAUGCUCUCUUUUCGCAUUUCCGUCAUUUCGGUCAAAUCGUCAGUGCUCGUGUUAUGCGUUCCGAGAAUGGCGAAAGUCGAGGUUUCGGCUUCGUCUCGUAUCAGACCCCUGAUCAAGCGGCCGCGGCCAUGCAUGCCAUGAACGGCGUAACAAUCGGCAGCAAGCAAAUCGCUGUGCGAUUGCACGAGCCCAAACAGCUGCGACAAGAGAAGCUAGCUCAGCGUUUCGGUGGACAUAAUGGACAUCCCAGGAAUUCUAGCGGUGCUACGAGUCCUACGCUCAGUGAAGGUGCAGAAAGCAUUGGCGGGUGGGGAAGUCCUCGUCAGCGAUCCAUCAACCUAGGAUCUCCGCCUGGCAGUCACCACGAGAGGGCCGAGCGAGGUAGAAGGGGCAGUGGGAGCUAUUAUAACGCUGCUCUGUCCGGCACACUCAAUCUCCCUAUGCGCUACGACGAGCUUGCUGGACUCUCGCCUGUCGUUCGUAAAGAAGUUCUGACCGGAGACCUCAGCCGCCGUGUCAAGACCCUUGGAACAGUCGAUACCCCAGACAUUGACGCCGUAGUGGAAGCGCUGCUCAGCAGCUCCUUGAGCGAGGUCGUCCAAUGCAUCGAAGACCCCGAUAAGCUAUCUGAGCAUGUUGAGAGCAUCAAGCGCAGCCUCCGUCUCUCUGAAGCUUCGCCGCCAAAGUCUCGAUCCCCUUCAGCGUCAGCAUCUCAGGACUCCAUUGAUCCUAAUGGUCUUGCUGCAACAGCGAGUGCCCCUGAAUACCCUUCCACUCCCAUAUCCGCCAAUGGUUCUUUAGCCACCCCCCCUAGAACGUCAUCCCCCUCUGGUUCUGUUCCUCCGACAUCCGAGAGAGAUCGGAUGAUCGCAGCUGUGAACAAGUUUGAAUCUUCUCGUCAGGGCGAGCUUACUGAGCUGCUGAUGAGCUUGCCGAAGCGCGAGCGUGCGAUGUGCCUAUUCAACGUUGAGAUUCUUCGUGCGAAACUGGCAGAUGCGAAGAUGGUGUUGGAUAGCGAAGACGGAGAGGAGGAGGAACAACCGGAGGUUCCCCAACAAGUACCCGUCACGCCGCAGAACAAGAAGACGACACCUCCAAAGGUGGAGGAGUCUCCACAGACGCCUGAUCUCUCGUCUCGAGGACCAUCCGCGACGGCAUCGCCUUUGCCUGGAACCCCUUCUGGGCCCACAUACACGAUUGCAUCACUUGCGAGACUGCCAGCCGCUGAGGUUGUUAGAUUGGCAUCAUCUUCUCAUGCAGCUCUACCGAUACCCAAAGCCGACCCGUCAAUCGUUCAAGCUACCGAUGCCUUUAUCGACGGACUUUUGGAUAAGCCAACAAACCUGCAGAAACAACAAUUAGGCGACAAGUUAUUCAAGGUUGUCAAAUCCUUCGGUAUCAAAGCUGCGCCGAAAGUUACUAUCGCUCUCCUUGAUCAAGAAGAUCUUCGCGCCCUCGCACAUCUCAUGAACAGUUACCCCAGUGUCUUGAAAGAUAAAGCUCAGGCAGUGGUCAUUAACAAAUAA
Molecule: messenger RNA, 2726 nt
Organism: Guyanagaster necrorhizus
Lineage: Eukaryota; Fungi; Basidiomycota; Agaricomycetes; Agaricales; Physalacriaceae
Exons: 10
Coding region: 345-2726 (793 amino acids)
Molecular function (GO): RNA binding
Source: RefSeq, a predicted model, not a curated record